AUGUCUGGACUCGCCGAUUAUCUGGCCAAGAAUUAUCUCACAGCAGACUCGGAAAAGAAGUCCAAGAAGCGCAAGAGGAAGAACAAGGAUGCCGGACUCAUCAUUGACGACGACGACAGUCUGGGCUGGAAAGACAAGGCAGACGACGACGACGAGGAUGCGCCAAUGAUAGUCGGUGGAGGCACACUCAAAAAGUCCAAGAAGAAGUCCAAAGGCACCAGUGCCGCAACAUGGACAGCAGUGGGUGUCGCCGCGCCCUCCCACGCCGAACAACUCGCAGCCGAUGCAGCUGCCGCCGACGCCAUUAUAGCAGGGACCGCCGCCGAUCGCCAAAAAGCUGCUGAAGCCGAGGAUGAAGCACCAGAGAUGGUAGACACAGACGGCGUCAUGAGGAUGGAGUCUGGCGCAAAGGCAGGACUGCAAAGCGCCGCUGAGGUCGCGGCAGCAACGAAGAGAAAACAAGACGAGGACAAGCGCAAGGCCGAGGAGGUCGCAAAGGAAUUGGGGAGCGCCGCGCAAGAAACUAUUUACCGAGACGCCAGUGGUCGCAUAAUCAACGUCGCAAUGAAGCGCGCAGAAGCGCGCAAAAAAGCCGAAGAAGAGGAGCGCAUAAAGCGGGAAAAGGAGAAGGCAGCUCGCGGAGAUGUACAGAACGCAGCGGCCGAGCGCAGGAAACAACAGUUACAGGAUGCAAAGACAAUGACCAUUGCGCGGUAUGCAGAUGAUGCAGAACUCAACGACGAGCUGAAAGAACGGGGGCACUGGAACGACCCGGCUUCAGGCUUUCUGCGCAAGAAAAAGGCUGGACGUAGUAUUACCGGCAAGCCUCUGUACCAAGGACCAUUCCAACCAAACCGGUACAACAUCCGUCCAGGGCAUCGGUGGGAUGGCAUCGAUCGGGGAAAUGGGUUCGAGAAGCAGUGGUUUGAUUCGAGAAACCGCAAAGCAAAUAUCGAGAAGCUGGAGUACCAAUGGCAGAUGGACGAGUAG
Molecule: messenger RNA, 990 nt
Organism: Alternaria postmessia
Lineage: Eukaryota; Fungi; Ascomycota; Dothideomycetes; Pleosporales; Pleosporaceae
Exons: 2
Coding region: 1-990 (329 amino acids)
Biological process (GO): mRNA splicing, via spliceosome
Cellular component (GO): U2-type spliceosomal complex; RES complex
Molecular function (GO): RNA binding
Source: RefSeq, a predicted model, not a curated record